ACAGAUCAAUUACAAAAGGACCCUUUUAGUUAUUUCACCUUCCUUUGGCUCCUUUAUACAUUGAAAAAUCUAGGGUUUUGUUUUGCUUCAGAGCUUCUGCCCACAAUGGAUAUGGAUGCCUUUAGUGGUUGGGAGAGAUCAUCUAGAUAUGAAGAUGAAACCAUAAUGCCACCUGGGUUUAGGUUUCAUCCUACUGAUGAAGAGCUCAUCACUUACUAUCUCCUCAAGAAAGUCCUUGACUCUAAUUUCUCUUGUGCUGCUAUUUCCCAAGUUGAUCUCAACAAGUCUGAGCCUUGGGAGCUUCCUGAGAAAGCGAAAAUGGGGGAGAAAGAGUGGUACUUCUUCACACUAAGAGACCGGAAGUACCCAACAGGACUGAGAACGAACAGAGCUACAGAAGCUGGCUACUGGAAAGCAACUGGUAAAGACAGAGAGAUCAAAAGCUCAAAGACAAAGUCGCUUCUUGGGAUGAAGAAAACGCUUGUGUUUUACAAAGGCAGAGCUCCUAAAGGUGAAAAAAGCUGUUGGGUCAUGCAUGAGUAUCGUCUCGACGGCAAAUUCUCUUACCGUUACAUUACUUCCUCCACUAAGGAUGAAUGGGUUCUCUCUAAAGUUUGUCUGAAAAGCAGCGUUGUCAGUAGAGAGACGAAGUUGGUCUCUUCUUCUUCUUCUCCCGUUUCCGUCGCCGGAGAAGUCUCCUCCGGUGUAAAUGUCUCAUCUUCUGUGAUUGCUCCGAUCAUUGACGCCUUUGCGACGGAGCACGUGUCCUGUUUCUCCAAUACCUCUGCUACAGCUCAUCAUGCCGAUGCGAGUUUUCCGACGUACCUUCCCGCUCCACCGCCGUUACUGCCACGUCAGCCUCGACGGAUAGGUGGUGAUGAUGACGUGGCGUUUGGUCAGUUCAUGGAUCUGGGAUCUUCAGGGCAGUUUAACUUCGACGACGACGCAGGGUUCUUCUCACCGAAUCUGCCUUCUCUGCCUCCGACGGUUCUUCUUCCUCCAUUGUACGGUGGUGGCUCGGCCCUGAGUUUCUGGCCGUUUGCUAUGUGACGUAUCGUUAUGCUGGUUGGUUGGUUGUAUUAGUCUCGAACCAUUUCCUUUGUUGUAUUGUGUUGCUGUUUCAUUAGUACGUGUUUGUAAUGUCUUUACGCGAGUUGUGUAACAUGACUUCUUCCUAGUACUACUCUCGGACCAUUUGCUUGUCGCGAUUAUGUUUUGUAAUAAUGUCUUUCGCAUGGCUUCUAUUUUAA
Raphanus sativus (radish) is the source of this 1250-nucleotide messenger RNA. RefSeq names its product protein CUP-SHAPED COTYLEDON 1-like. The record is from RefSeq and is a predicted model, not a curated record. The transcript is spliced from 3 exons. Lineage: Eukaryota; Viridiplantae; Streptophyta; Magnoliopsida; Brassicales; Brassicaceae. Gene Ontology annotation, biological process: regulation of DNA-templated transcription. The coding region runs from base 106 to 1050 and encodes 314 amino acids. Gene Ontology annotation, molecular function: DNA binding.